AUGGCCGCUGCGCUGGAGGUGGACGCUACGGUGGCGGCGAGCUCGGCGCCCGGGCCCCGGGAGGCCGGGCCUGCAGGCGAGAUGCAAAACAUGACAGAAACAGAUGCCUUCUGCACGAGUGAAAUGUUCGAUCCAGGAGUAAUGUACAAAAUGAACCACAAGAGGAGAGGACUUGCUUUAAUCUUCAACCACGAGAGGUUCCUCUGGCACCUAGGGAUGGCGGACAGGCGAGGCACCAACGCAGACAGAGACAAUCUCACGCGCAGGCUUUCAGAACUAGGAUUUGAAGUGAAAUGCUUUAACAACCUUAAAGCAGGAGACCUACUGCUUGAGAUCCAUGAGGCAUCAACCUCUUGCCAUGUAGAUGCCGAUUGCUUUGUAUGCGUUUUCCUGAGUCAUGGCGAAGGCAACCACAUCUACGCAUAUGAUGCCAAAAUUGAAAUUCAAUCACUGACUGGCUUGUUCAAAGGAGACAAGUGUAAGGGCCUGGUUGGAAAACCCAAGAUAUUUAUCAUUCAGGCAUGUCGGGGAAACAAGCACGAUGUGCCAGUCAUGCCUUUGGACGAGGUGGACAAUCCGGACUGGCCCGAUGGCGAUGUCACCGAGGUGGACGCAGCCUCCGUGUACACCCUGCCUGCUGGCGCGGACUUCCUCAUGUGCUACUCUGUUGCAGAAGGUUAUUAUUCUCAUCGGGAAACUGUGAAUGGCUCCUGGUACAUUCAAGAUUUGUGUGAGAUGCUGAAAAGAUUCGGCUCCUCCUUAGAAUUCACAGAACUCCUCACACUGGUGAACAGGAAAGUUUCUCAGCGCCGAGUGGACUUCUGCGUAGACAAAACUGCAAUUGGAAAGAAGCAGGUCCCCUGCUUUGCCUCCAUGCUAACUAAAAAGCUGCAUUUCUUCCCAAAAUCUAAAUAA
Messenger RNA from Pipistrellus nathusii (Nathusius's pipistrelle), 915 nucleotides. The record is from the annotation of a GenBank genome assembly. Lineage: Eukaryota; Metazoa; Chordata; Mammalia; Chiroptera; Vespertilionidae.